AUGGCUAUAUUAAAAAUGUUAAAACGUGUCAUGUGCAAAAACAUUGCAACAUGUGGCUCAAGAUUUGUGGGCAUUAUGGGGCCUCUAACAAUCCCACCAUUGCAGAUCGCAACCCUAUAUUAUUUCUGGCAAGAUUAUUCAAGAGUUGUAGAUAAGCGAUAUUGCUCUUGUUCAUGCUGGGAUACUGUAUUUAAAGGCUCAUAUGAAUCUGGUAUCGCUCCUUACAAGCAUAUGUACUUCAAUGCCACCUCAAAUAUGCUGAAAAUAUGGAUGCUUGUAGUCAUCGGAGUGAUUGCUUUUUACGAAACAAUGAAACACUUGGCAAGAUUAGCCAUUAAACAGAGACUCAGACAGUCCAUGAUGCUUCUCUUUUCGACCGCUCUAUUCUCCAAUUAUUAUUCAUGGUGGGUUUACAUUAAUUACUGGAAUGAUGAUUUCUACUCCCAGUGGUACCAUCAAUUGUUCUUUUCCGUCACCGAGUUGAUAUCCACUGCCUGGGUCGUUCAUUUGGCGGAUAAAAAAAAUGCUAUAACUCACAGAAAAGCAUUCGGUAUAGCCGCAAUAGCUCUUUUGCAUAUUAUGGCCGGUGGAUGGGAUCAGUUCUUCGUGAAUGUCGUCAGAGGAGAGGGCCACGCACACCAGGUCAUACGCGAUCUGGGGUUCAUGAUUCCGGAUAUUCUCCACGUCGCCGUUCCAUUGUGGAUGAUUAAAUGGGAGAGCGUCUAUAAUAUUCAUCUUCCCAAUUCUUUAGCAUACAUGUCAAGUAUCGUUGUAAUCGGAUUAUGCAUUUGGUCAUUUUUAUUAUAAUCCGGUGAUAAUUGAGAAGAGCGUAGGUGUCACGCGAUGUGACAAUUUUUACUUAAUCCAUUAUUUCUGGAUAUAAGAAUGGCUUUAUUAAUUUACUAUGUUCUUCCUGAAAGUGGAAUUCCGUGAAACGUCUGACUCGGUCUAAUAUAAACACCAAAUCUUUUCGUCCUUUGCGAUAAGAUUGUUAUCACAGAUUGCAACACGAUACCUUUUAUUAAUAUUACGAACUUCCCGUGAUAGUAUUAUUGUUAAUGUGUUCUGAGAACGAUUUGACUGAGCUUGAGUUACGUGCCUUUUUUUUUAAGUUAUCAUGCUCUGUCAUUGUUCUAUUGUGUACCUUACUGUUGUAUUUAUACAACUCUUUAUACAACUCGAUUUUUUAUUUAUGAAAUAUUUAUAUGUAUUUAUGAUAAAUUAAUUACUUAAGUUUCUAGCAAGUCUUUAUACGAGAUUUGCGAGCGAAAGAAACCAUACUAAAUGUAGCUGAAAACUUUGUUGAUAUUGGAAUCAUCAAAAUUUAGGAUACGUUAUAGACUGCAAACGAUAACGUCUAAAGUUAUUCUAGAUUUAAGUAUUGUAUAUUGCGGACAUAUCACGUAGAUAAUUUAUAUAAACAAGACGUUAUAUAUGCAUAUAUAUAUCUUGACAGACAAGAUUUGUACAAGCAAUGCUAACCAAAAUUAGUGUCCUAAUUCUCAUAGAAAUUACAAUGCUUAUAAAGUGCCUACACAUAAUAUAUUAUUUAUAUGAUUAUUGUUAACUAUGGCGAUAAAUAAUUGCGAGCAGAAGCAGUUUGUGCGUAUUUUAACGGCAAAUACUCAGAAAGAAAGAGAAAAAUACGGUAUGCUUUAAAAAUAUGGAUUUAGAAAAAAGAAAUUAUAGAUCAUAAUUUAAUUUGCGAAUGUUGAUUUUCUAACGUAAUUCAGAACAUGUUAAUUUUUUAAUCUGAUAAUUAGAAAUACAUUUUCUUCGAUUUCUAUAGUGAAAUCUUUGAUGCAAUCGUACGUGCAAUGCUAUUUAUGCAGCAGAUAUAUAUGUCCUGAUGGGUAAUGUAACCGAUUAACGAGCGCAGCUUACAUCAACCAAAGCAUCAAAACUAAUUUUAUUAUUGUAGCGUAUUUAUCGUAAGAUAUUAGGAUAAUUUUUAUCGUAGGAUAUAUUUCGACAAAGUAAUUCCCGAAAAAUAUCUGAGUAGAUAUGUUUGAGUAGAUACGUUUUGACAGUUUAUCUACUUCUAGAAAGACGUAUAAUUGUAGCGUACAUAAAAUUAAUAUAAAUCUCGUCUUGUUAAAAAAAAAAGACAAAAUAGUAUUACGACGUAUAGAGUAAACAAUUGUGUUAAGUGGUCUAACAAUUGUUAAUUUAAGAAUUUGAUUCUGAUAGUAUUUUGUUAUCGAAUAUGAAAAAAAAAACCGAGAGAGAAAUGAAAGUGGCGCAAAAAUACUCGACGAAUUCAGCAAAAAUAUGGUGAUCUGAUUAAUAAUAAUGAAAAUACAAUAAAGCGGCCUAAUUUCCAAAUUGCCUAAUUAUUUCUGACACCCUCGCAAUUACAUGUUUACAAAUUCACGGAGCCUUGAAUCCUGACUCUUUUCCAUCGAAUUCCGCGAGGAUUUAUUAUGCAUGAGAAAGACUCGGACGAGAUAUUCGAAAGAAACGCCAAAAAAAAAAAUAGGAAAGAAAGUCUCUUCGCCUUCUCUACAUGUUGCACGUAUAUGGCUUUAGGUGCAUAUUGCUUCCAAUAGUCCUCGUCGUUUCUCGACUUUAUGUUCACGCGCUGUGUAUACAGGGUGUUUCUAAACCUAUGUUAGAGAUUUUAGGGCGUAUUCUAGGAGUCAAAAUAAGAAAAAAAACAUGGGUCCAAAAAUGCUUUCCUUCCGAAUUAUAGUCCCCUAAAGUUAAUG
This is a messenger RNA of Camponotus floridanus (Florida carpenter ant), 2708 nucleotides long. RefSeq lists its product as uncharacterized. The record is from RefSeq and is a predicted model, not a curated record. NCBI's taxonomy places the organism in Eukaryota, Metazoa, Arthropoda, Insecta, Hymenoptera, Formicidae. The transcript is spliced from 3 exons. The coding region runs from base 1 to 807 and encodes 268 amino acids.